GAAGUUGAAUGUAGUGAUUGAAACAACUAUAUUUAUUCUCAAAUUCCAUAUCUAUCUCUGCAACACUGAAACCACUUUGUCUGUCCCCUAACCCCCCUGACCUUUUUGUUCACCGGAACAACAAUGGUUACAGUUGUUUACCCUCUCCCUCUUUCUUUCCCUUUCAACACCACCUAAAUACCCCCACCCCACUCUACACAUCUCAAUCCUCCAUUCAUCAAUCAUGAUCUUUCACUUCUUCACACUUGUUCUCUUCCUUUCUUCAGCCUCAGCUCUCAACUCUGAUGGAAUCCUUCUUCUAGCCUUCAAAUACUCGAUUCUAUCCGACCCGCUUUCAGUUCUCGACAACUGGAACUACGACGACCCGACUCCAUGCUCAUGGAGGGGUGUCACUUGUGAAGAUGUAUUCGGGUCGGGUUUUACCGUUACCAGCUUGAUGCUUGCAGGUUCACAUCUUCUUGGCUCGGUUCCUCAGGAGUUAGGAAUGAUCCCGCAUCUUCGUUCGCUUGAUCUGUCUAAUAAUUCGUUGAAUGGGAGCUUACCCGCUUCGAUUUUCAAUUCUUCUGAACUCGAAUCGCUUUCUUUGUCCUCUAAUGUCAUCUCUGGUGAGCUUCCAGAUAUGAUAAGUGGGUUGGCCGGUUUAAAGUUGCUUAAUCUUUCGGAUAAUGCGUUUGCUGGGAAGUUACCUGAGAAUCUGGCAACAUUGAAGAACUUAAUGUCGGUUUCGUUGAAGAAUAACUAUUUCUCUGGGAGGCUUCCAGGCGGGUUCGAUUAUGUCGAGUAUUUGGAUCUGUCUUUUAAUUUGUUAAAUGAGACUCUUCCUGAUGAUUUUGGUGGGGAGAGGUUGAGUUUCUUGAAUCUUUCGAAUAAUAAGUUUUCUGGGACAGUGCCACUGGCGUUUGCUGGAAAAAUACCAGCAAACGCCAGUGUUGAUCUCUCGUUCAACGUUCUCACCGGUGAAAUCCCUCACUUAUCGUCGUUGGCUCGACAGAAAACUGAGUUUUUCGCCGGGAACGUUGAUUUGUGUGGGAAACCACUUGGCAAAAUGUGCACCAUCCCUUCAUCAUUGUCAACCCCACCAAAUGUCACUUCUAAUGGCUCCGCGACUGCUGCGAUUGCAGCCAUUCCGAAAAACAUAGACCCGUCUUCGUCGUCACCGGCAACAUCUGGACCACCGUCCGUGGCGGAUGCCCACGGUGGCAGUAAAGUCAAGCCAGCAAAAAUAGUAGCCAUUGUCGCCGGAGAUUUGGCUGGUAUCGGUCUUCUCGCCAUUCUUUUCCUCUACGCGUACAAUAUACGAAAGAAAAAAAUGAACCAAAAUGGAAACCCGACGGAUAAACCGGAAACCAAGAUCCAAGAAACCACGAUUUCGAAAGAUGUUGCUACAACCAAAGCCCAAUCCACAGCUUGCUCAUGUUUGAAUGGUGUUAACGGAGACGAAUCAUCCGAAGCGGCUACGGGCUCCGACAGUGAUCACGAGAGCGACAAUCUGACGGUCGAAAGGAAGGAUGAACCGAAACAAAAGUGUUUGGUGAUGGUGGACGGGGAGACUGAGCUGGAAAUCGAGACGUUGUUGAAGGCUUCGGCGUACGUCUUGGGUUCAAGCGGGUCGAGUAUAGUGUACAAGGCGGUGCUGGGCGGCAACUGCGGCGUUGGAGGCAUGGCGUUUGCGGUUCGGAGGAUCGGAGAGAGUGGAAUAGAGAGGCUGAGGGAGUUUGAAAACACAGUAAGGAUCAUAAGUAAGGUGCGUCACCCAAAUUUGCUAAGAGUUCGAGGGUUUUAUUGGGGUGAAGAUGAAAAGCUUGUUAUCUAUGAUUAUAUCUCGAAUGGAAGCUUGGCUGGAGUUGGUUACAAAAAAGUUGGUUCAUCUCCAUACAACAUACCAUUUGAGGUUCGGCUCAAGAUAGCAAAAGGGGUUGCUAUGGGAUUAGCAUAUAUUCAUGAGAAGAAACAUGUACAUGGUAACAUAAAACCAAGCAACAUCCUCUUGACUUUGGAAAUGGAUCCAAUAAUUAGCGAUUUCGGGGUAGAAUGGCUAAUAUCAGGUAAACACAACUACAAAGCAAAGGGAUCAAACCGACACUUUGGUAGCAAACGAUCAAUAUCAUCGCGUGAAGAGAUGAUGAUUCAUCAUGAUUAUCAUCACUCGGCUAAUAGUAGCCCUUAUAUGGCUCCAGCUUCGGGGCUACUUGGGUGCACGUCUCCAUACCAUGCCCCAGAAUCGAUGAAAAGCCUCAAGCCCAACCCAAAAUGGGACGUUUACUCAUUUGGGAUUGUGUUACUCGAACUCAUAUCAGGGAAGGUUUUCUCGGAAAGGGAGUUAGGACAAUGGUAUGCUGACUCAUCAAGUAUUGAAGAUGAGAAGUCGAUUUUAAGACUAGCUGACAUGUCUAUCAGGGCAGACACUAAUGGAAGACGUGAUGCGACACUUGCAUGUUUUAAGCUCGGGUUUAGUUGUGCAUCAUUGAGCCCACAAAAGAGACCUUCCAUGAAAGAGGCAUUGCAAAUACUUGAAAAGAUACCAUCCACAUCUUUUCAAUGAUGAAUUAUGCAACACAAAAGCCCAAAAAGCAACUAAUGGCAUUAAAAGGGGUUAAAGGGCAUAACUUUGGACCUUUUGACUUGAAGAUUUGUAUCAGAAUGAAGAUCCAAGGGAUGAUUGAUGAAUGUUGAUAGUUGAUUCCAAAAGUAUUGUAUGUUUUUGACCUUUUAAUUAAUAAAAAAGUAGUGUGUAUUCCUUAAGUAAUAAGUAAAAUUUAAUAUUUGAUCUC
This is a messenger RNA of Helianthus annuus (common sunflower), 2771 nucleotides long. RefSeq names its product probable LRR receptor-like serine/threonine-protein kinase At4g37250. The record is from RefSeq and is a predicted model, not a curated record. The transcript has 3 exons. NCBI's taxonomy places the organism in Eukaryota, Viridiplantae, Streptophyta, Magnoliopsida, Asterales, Asteraceae. The coding region runs from base 224 to 2542 and encodes 772 amino acids. Gene Ontology annotation, biological process: protein phosphorylation. Gene Ontology annotation, molecular function: ATP binding; protein kinase activity; protein binding.